Molecule: messenger RNA, 906 nt
Organism: Papaver somniferum (opium poppy)
Lineage: Eukaryota; Viridiplantae; Streptophyta; Magnoliopsida; Ranunculales; Papaveraceae
Exons: 2
Coding region: 98-688 (196 amino acids)
Source: RefSeq, a predicted model, not a curated record
UUUUACUAUAUACUAGUGGUUUCCUCUUUACUUCUUCAGUUCUUUCUGAAUAACCAGAGAAAGAAAGAGAGAGAAGGAGAAACACCCUCAGAAAAUCAUGACAAGUUGCUUAGCAUGCACCAGAAUUGGGAGAGAUUGUCCUGAGAAUUGUUUACUGGCCAAACAUAUCAAUUCUGUUGAAGUAAUGCAAACUGUGGAAGGACAUUUUGGUAGUUUAGCUAAUUUCAUCAGAUUAGUCGAAGCUGGGGCGUCUAAUCGUGAAAAAGCAGCACAGACCUUGUUGCAUGAAGCGACAUGUCGAAAGAAGGAUCCUGUGUUGGGUGUAUUAGGUGUUGCUCGAAGGGCUGGUGCGCAUCUUAAAACUGUAUAUCUCGCUUCCACACAACCAGCAACUUCACCUCUGGCAGUAGAGCGUCCUGUUAACCAAGGGAGUUCUAGUAAUAUUGAUACUGUAGCAGGUCAAUUUCCGUCCACCGAUGACCUACCUGGAUCAAGUGUGACUGCUGAAAUGGAUGAGCUCAUUGCUGCUGCUGCUGCUGAAGUCCCAAAGAAUGCUGGAUUAGAAGCGUUCAUUAGUGCUGCUGCUAGAGACCCAACCGUACCCAUUGAAGAGUUGUCAAGGUUCAUUGAUAUUACAGAAAAGGAAGUCUGGGAUAUUAUAAACGAGGAGAAUCCCAACCAGCAGUAAAUUUCUACUAGUUCAUUUCGUUGUUUGUUUUUUAAUGAUUUUGUUUUGAGUAGUAGUACCUAGCAGCCUAGCUGUCUGAGCUUCAAAGAUUAUGGGUUUACGUUUUAAUUACUGUUGUGGUUUUUACAUUUUACUGUUGUCAAAACUUUUAUUAAACGAUGUCUCUAUAUCUUGUUCAUUACAUUUUAUUAUCAAAGUCUCAGCCAUUUUUCUGUUAA